AUGGUCAAUGAUCGGCUCACUAGCUAUCAACCAAUAGGUCUGCAGGAAACUAGCCAUGCAUUCUCUGAUACGAGGUUGAUCAAUCCCCGCGCAUCGAACUAUCGGUCCAAGCCCAUCGCAUAUGUUUACCGCAAGGUACAAGGUGCCAAGAAGCGGAAGAGACUAGCAAAUCAAGCAUCUGCUCGUGCAUCACGAGAACGAGAGAAAGACUAUAUCAAGAAUUUGGAGUCGGAAGUGGAGAAAUUGAUUCAGGAGAAUGUCGAAUUGAAGGGGAGAGUCAAUUUUUUGAAGACCCUACAGAAGAAUGAGGAGUUGGUGACCGCUGAAGAUUCUGAGAGCGACUAUGGCGUUAUGAAUUUUGAUAUGCCAAACAUGGACAUCAAUUUUCUGGCGGAGUUUGAUGUCGAGACAUAUGACUGCCAAUUCCGGUGGGCAGUGAAUGAGCAGCUUUAUCUACAAUACCAGCAGCAGACGCAACAACAGCAGCAGCCGCAACAACAGCAGCAGCCGCAACAACAGCAGCAGCAGGUGCAAACACAGGAGCAGCAGAAAUCUGAAGAUUUUCAAUUCUGGUCGGCAGUGUUUGAGCGCCUACAGCAGAAUCUACAACAACUGCAGCAGGAGCAACAAGAGCAGCACCAGGCGCAAGAACAGCAACAGCUGCAACAACAGCAGCAGGCGCAAGAACAGCAGCAGCUGGAACAGCAGGAGCAGCCGCAACAACCCACACCACCGCCGGCAACGACUGGUAGCAGUCUACAUCAGUCACAGUAUGGUAACACGCCAACGGCACCCUCCCUCAGUGGACCGAGUGGCAGAGCCGUAUACGCUGAUACGAGCUCUCCGUACUAUCGUCCUGGCAACAGACGGGUGCAGCAUGGUCACCCACCUUACUCUGGAUAUUCGGUGGAGGCACUGUCGGGACACCAGAGCAGUAGUCCUCCGGCGCAGUGUGGUGGUUCGUCACCGCCAUCGCAAGCAUCACCUGAAUCCCAGGAGCAACCCCAGGAGCAGCCAGAGCUAGCGCACCAGCAACUCCAUCAGCAGCAACAGCAGCAAUGGCCUUCCUGGACAAGCAUGGACCCCAGUCAAGAACCACUGAUCACUGCUGGUGGUCCGCAUGGUAAAGGGUUCCGGGAGUAG
This is a messenger RNA of Sycon ciliatum, 1143 nucleotides long. RefSeq names its product UPF0746 protein DDB_G0281095-like. NCBI's taxonomy places the organism in Eukaryota, Metazoa, Porifera, Calcarea, Leucosolenida, Sycettidae. Gene Ontology annotation, biological process: regulation of DNA-templated transcription. Bases 1 to 1143 code for a protein of 380 amino acids. The transcript is spliced from 6 exons. The record is from RefSeq and is a predicted model, not a curated record. Gene Ontology annotation, molecular function: DNA-binding transcription factor activity.